Molecule: messenger RNA, 1392 nt
Organism: Mytilus trossulus (common blue mussel)
Lineage: Eukaryota; Metazoa; Mollusca; Bivalvia; Mytilida; Mytilidae
Product: N-acyl-phosphatidylethanolamine-hydrolyzing phospholipase D-like
Exons: 6
Coding region: 139-1191 (350 amino acids)
Biological process (GO): N-acylphosphatidylethanolamine metabolic process; N-acylethanolamine metabolic process
Cellular component (GO): membrane-bounded organelle; cytoplasm
Molecular function (GO): zinc ion binding; N-acylphosphatidylethanolamine-specific phospholipase D activity
Source: RefSeq, a predicted model, not a curated record
UAAUGUUGCCAAUAAACAACUGAUUAUAUCCCUUCUAACUAAGGAAGUGCUCUCUACUUACUCUUUAUCCUCUGAUGACGUGCUUAAAGUUACAGGAUGACAUCAUGGAUUAGUUUCAUUAUAGAUUAGUUUUGAUAAAUGGCAGAAGCAGUAAGUGAUCCUUUGCCUGAUGAGUUUACAAAUCCAAUUGUUUUAAAGAAUGGUUGUUACGAGAACCCAUGGAAAGGAUUUAAAUUUCCAGGCUUAGGAGGAUUAUUGAAGUUCCUUUUCAUCAGCAAAGACAACUCUAAUAUUCCAAAAAGUCAAGAAUUAGACAAGACACUUCCAGUAGAAAAACCUGACUUUGAUAGAUUGAACAAUCCACCUCCAAAUGACAUUCAGGUCACAUGGAUAGGACAUGCUAGUGUACUAGUUCAGUUUGACGGUCUAACGAUUCUCACAGAUCCAAUUUUUAGCCAGAGAGCCUCUAUGUCACAAUGGUUUGGACCCAAGCGUUUUAGACCAAUACCAUGUGAAGUUAAAGAAUUACCAAACGUCAACAUUGUAGUUAUAAGUCAUACUCAUUAUGACCAUUUAGAUCAUGGGUCUGUCCAGCAAUUGAAUGAGAGAUUUGGAAAAGAUUUGGCUUGGUAUGUACCUAAAGGGACUAAACAAUGGAUGACAAAUGUUGGAUGUGAAGAUGUCACAGAACUCACUUGGUGGGAAGAGACUGUAUUUCCUAAAAAGACAGAUUUUAAGUUAGUUUGUACCCCAUGUCAACAUUGGUGUAAGAGGAAUCUGAUUGAUACUAAUAAGGCAUUAUGGGGCAGUUGGCUUGUAAAAGGACCUAAACAUAGUUUUUACUUUGCUGGGGAUACGGCAUACUGUGAAGGAUUUGAGCAGAUUGGUAGAAAGUAUGGUCCUAUUUCCUUUGCAGCUAUACCUAUAGGUGCAUAUGAACCAAGAAACUUUAUGAAGAAUCAGCAUGUCAACCCAGAAGAAGCUGUUCAAAUUCAUGAAGAUAUUAAAGCAGAAAAUUCUCUAGGAAUUCACUGGGGAACAUUUAAAUUAACAACUGAGCAUUACUUAGAACCAAGAAGUAAGCUUACAGAAGAGCUGAAGAACAAGAACAUUCCUCUUUCAUCAUUUUUCACAUUACCUCAUGGGAGAGUUCAUGUUAUUGGCAAAGAUGAGCUUAGUGGCGAUGAAUGAUUAAACAUUCAAAUGUGACAGUUUUAAAACAUAAAAUUGGAAAUUGAAAAGGACAUGACGAUCCUUGAAGGCUUGGAACUAACAAUUCUAGUCACACUGUUUUCUAUUACUACCAAUCAAAAUAACUUCACAAAUGGUACUACACAGCUAAACAAUGAUGGCUUGUAAAGUGUAAACAUUUUUGGAAUCUAGCAGACACAU